This is a messenger RNA of Cylindrotheca closterium, 1659 nucleotides long. The record is from the annotation of a GenBank genome assembly. NCBI's taxonomy places the organism in Eukaryota, Bacillariophyta, Bacillariophyceae, Bacillariales, Bacillariaceae.
AUGGAACUGGUGGUACAGGUUUCCUUUCGGCGCAAAAAGAAGGACGAGUCAAAGAAGGAGUCUGCCAAAUCCAGCUCCGCUGCCCCUGCGAGUGAUAAGGCUCCAUCCUCCAAGGGAACUUCAUCGAAGCCACCAACGCUCGAUGACAUUCCUGAAUUGAUUGAAACCAUGCUCAACUCGAAAGGGGAGAAGAGCGCCGCUGCCACAAAGCGCAUCUAUGAGCUAUGUGAUGUAGGCCACAAGCAAAACCGUGUUCCCAUGGUUUGCAGUGGAAAGUAUGAUGUGCUUACUCCCCUUGCCAGAUGCUUGACUCAGGAAUCUGGGGACGGUCGCCAUCUUGCAUGCCUUGCUUUGAAUAAUCUUUCUAUUCCAACAGAGAACAAACGCGUCAUGGCUUUGGGUCCAGCUUCAAAGGAGGUGAUCGGAGGACUUUGCAAGGUCAUCGCUGAAGAUAAGCAAGAAUCCUACCUAUGUUGCAUCUGUUUGAUGAACUUGUCAUUCCUCGAGGCCAGUAUUACCAGCAUUUUGCAGCAUUCCCCUAGUCCCAGUGGGAAGGAAAAGGCACCUCUAGAUAACCCAGCAUCUUUGAUUCGGGUUCUCGAGAAAUUGCUGUCAAACUCUCCAGCUGCUCCCAAAACUAGCUCUGGAAAAUCGGAAGGAGUUCGUUGGGCCUGUGGUCUAAUCAAGAACCUUGCCAAGAGCGAAGAUAAUGCUUCCAUCAUUGGAAAGACGGAUAUUCCAAAGUGUGUCAUUGAAAAUAUUCGAGCAUCGACUGCUCCUCCCUCAAGGUGGACUUCCAACAGUCUUGAGGAUUUUUCACUUUUCGUAAUUCUCAAUCUUGCUCAAUGGCCUGGAUCGCGCGAGGCCCUGAUGAAGGCUGGUGCUGUUGACGUUGUCAAGCCGAUCAUGGCCGAAGGAGACCUUCAAGGGCUCAAGGCUACCAUGGCAUGCGCUUUCCUCGAUGCCUCGUGGUCUUCCUUCCCCGAUGGAGGAAAUCCUGCUGCCAAGUCUGUAUCCGAGCUCAUGACUAACAUUGUGGAGAAGAAAGGAAAGGAUGGACAAUAUGCAUACGGUGUGUUCAAGCUAUACACAGCAACCAAGGCUUACGCGGAUCUUGCCAAAUCUGCCUCCAAGGCUGACGGAGCAGAGGGUGAUGCGAACACGAAGGUGCUUGCCGUCCCUUCUGCAGUUGCUUUGAAUUUCCAAAUCAUUUCUGAUCUUGUGCUUUCUGCGAUGGAUGAUGCCGAGGGUGGUUCCAAAUACGUCCCCGAUGCUAUGUCCGCCGAACAUGCUGUUACUGCAAUCGAAGCAAUGCUGCCUGCAAUUCUUCAGGCAGGUGAACCCCCUCGCAAGUCUGUCCAAAGUGAAAAGGCCUGCGGUGAAAUUAGUCAGAUGCUUCUAACGUACGCCGACAUUUCUGGUACAUCUCCUCAAGCCAAGACAAGCGCACGGGCUGCUGCCGAGAAAAUCAAGGAAUCCGCUAGUUCUGCCAGACCAAUUCUUGAAAUCUCUCAUGAUUUGUGGACCCAAUACCGCAAGAGAGAAGGACAACCACUUGAUCAAUUUGUCUCGAACGAUAAGGGGGUCGAAGUUGAUGAAUCUGGUCCACUUGAUUUCUUGCCUUGUGCCAGUUCAGAUGGGGGAUGCAUUAUUGCAUAG